ACUUCCAAAUUAACCCCAAACUAAGAACAGAAGAAACCAGACAGUAGUACGCAAUGUCGGGCGUGUGGGUGUUCCGGAACGGGGUGGUACGGCUGGUGGAGAACCCGGCAUCGGCGGUGACCGGCGGCACCGGCGGCGGGGGUGGAGGCAGGCGCAAGGCGCUGCUGCACACCCCGACGGGGGAGGUGGUGGCGUCCUACGCGUCGCUGGAGCGCAAGCUGCUGGGCCUGGGCUGGGAGCGCUACUACGGCGGCGGAGACGACGGCAAGAUGCUGCAGUUCCACAAGCGCUCGUCCGUGGACCUCAUCUCGCUCCCCAAGGAUUUCGGGAAGUUCAACUCCAUGCAGAUGUACGACGUCGUCGUCAAGAACCGCGACGCCUUCCGCGUCAUCGACGUCUAGAACUAAAGUCAUAUAUGGAGCUCGCGGGCGCUCCGCGCAGCCCCGCCACGUUACCACGUACCAUGGCAUCGCAUCAAUGUCGUCGAUCGUGUGUGUUUGUUGACUAGCUAGUCUCUGCACACGUACGUGCGUGCGCGUACGUACCUGCAUUCUCGUACCGUGUAUAUAUAUGUCACUGGUGUAUCAUAUAUCCCCCGCACGUAUACAUAUAAAUUGUAUGCAUAAAAUAAUUCGGCGCCACGGUACGUGCCACCCACGGAAUGGUAAAGACGCUUGCAUGACGUCCGUGUGUCGCGACAGCUUAAUUCGACCAUUAAUUAUUCAUGACGGUCA
Messenger RNA from Brachypodium distachyon (stiff brome), 734 nucleotides. Its product is annotated as flowering-promoting factor 1-like protein 2. The record is from RefSeq and is a predicted model, not a curated record. Bases 54 to 401 code for a protein of 115 amino acids. Gene Ontology annotation, biological process: regulation of flower development. The transcript has a single exon. Lineage: Eukaryota; Viridiplantae; Streptophyta; Magnoliopsida; Poales; Poaceae.